This is a messenger RNA of Carica papaya (papaya), 440 nucleotides long. Lineage: Eukaryota; Viridiplantae; Streptophyta; Magnoliopsida; Brassicales; Caricaceae. The record is from RefSeq and is a predicted model, not a curated record.
CCGUUGAUAUCACCAAUAUUCCCGCCAUGGUGGCUCAGCUGGAGACUCACCAGGGCCAACAAGAUGAUCCCAUAGAGAAGACCAAGUCCCUGAUUUGUGCCCUUAACUUUGUCUCUCGAAACCUCCCUCUCCCUCCUGACGUAUACGACAGCGUUUCGUCUAUCUAUUAUGGCGAACACGACCCCGCAAUUGAGCCCUCCGGCUGUGGGUCCCAGACUGCUGGUGGAUCUGACCGUACAGAGGUGGCGGACAAGGUUCUGGAUAAUGGUAGGAUUUCUAGCACAGGUGAUUUACUAAGCGAAUUUGAGGAUGCACUUUCAAGACAACGUCCAAAAUGCGCAUCAGGUUCUGAAUUAUCAAAAUCGAGGGAAAUUUUGUAUCGGAGCCACAUUCAGCAUCGAUUGCAUGAACUUGAAGGUCAGCAUCAACCUCAAGUUUAG